AAGUCGAGCUGCUCCGGCCGUAGGCGUUCAUUUACACUGGAGUCCCUAACUCUGUUUUGUCCUAUACCAGCACAAGUGCUGCGGUUUAUCGUAAACCCCUGAGUCGCUGGGCGCGUUGGUGGUGUCGAGCGCUUGCUUUGAGUGAAUAGCAGUGCAGUUCGUGGGUGUCGAGGUCGCAAUCGGUGCCGCUAUUUCGGCGUAUUUUUGCGAUUGAAACGCUAAACGUAAUCAGUGAUAGCUUGGAGAUACAAGAACGUCGAAGUUAGCUGCUAGCCAAAAAAUGAGUCCACUCUACAACACGGCUUCACAAUAAGGGCGGAUCCAUACGAUCGGGACGGAGAACACAGCUCGUUUAAACAAGACCAACUCAUUGUAUAAUGUCAUCGUCGUUUCGCUUAUCGCCAUUGCCACCAAAAGAGAGCUCCCCUGCCCUGGCAGACGCGAGCCAGGUGUUGGCCGCGGCUCUCAAAGAGAUGGAUAGCAUCAUUGCUUCUGCUGAAAUUGAUAAUACUCACGAAGCGUCUGACGCCUACAAUAAUUCUCUCGAAUCACUAGAAGCGCCGAGAAAGCAUAGAAACAACUAUGGAACCGCUAUGUACCGUUCGCUUGAGCGUCCGUCAAAAAGUCGUCCUCGCUCUCCAUAUGCGUCGCUCGAACCAGCUAAACCUGUGGUGCUUGAAUCACCUGUUUACAGAGAGUCGCCAGUCUCGACCGGGCGACUACUUCCAUCGUCUAUAACCUCGGACACUACAGGAACAGACAUGUCGGACCUGUCAGAACUUAUGACUCUCCGUAAUGAAAACAUUGACCUUAAAAAAGAGCUCUUUGAAAUGCAGCAAGCAUUGGCGAUGCAGCGCGCAGAAUCCGAAAGUCUUAGUCAAGAAUUGCAACGAAAGCGUGCUCAGCUAGAAGCCGCUGAAGAGCAGCUGGCAAUUGAGGUACGAAUGCGUAAGAAAAUCGAAUCUGAGCGGCUCCAGCUAAUGACAGAUGUGCCGGCAAUGAAACUUCAGCUGAUGCGUUCUGAAAAGGAGCGGGUGGAUUUGACAGCCCGACUCAAGAGCCUGCAGUCGGGCUUCCAACGAACGCUAAGCAACCUGACGGCGGCUGAUCUAUCAGGCGUUAGAAGUAGUACACCAACGCGGACUGGUCAUUCUAACGCAGAAAAACCUCCUCUACCAAGACCAAAUAUGAGCCCCGUCUUUUCAAACACAAUAGCCGCUAGUCCGUCAUCGCAACGAAAAGCGAACAAUGAACGCUUUCAGCGAUUCCCUCAAGCAAUGUAUAGUACUUUACCUAGAAACUACAAGCCGCCUACAAGCGUCAGCAAACAAGAAAAGAGUACCAAUGUGAGCUCAAAUGGAAGCAGCAGUGCGAACGUUAGCGACGCAUUUGAAGGUAACGGAGAGCUUCGGGCUCUUGAGGCACGAAGUACUUCCGCUCCAGAACUUAACAAUCCUGACCGAGCCAUUGGUAUCAAAGGAACAGUAAAUGGCUCAACUCUGAUGCAGCCAAUUAUCAGCCAUACGAGCGCACCGCGCAAGAUACUGAAACUUAUUGGAAAGCUUUCGAGAAGCAACUCGGCAUCAAACUCAUCAAUAGGCAGUUUCAAAAGAAACACGUCGACGAGGGCAACGGCAAUGCCACGGCUGUGCGGAUGGAAAUCAAAUGAACAUCUAAAGCGGCCACUUGUCAAAUGGGACAAAAAAUGCAUUGCAAGUUUCUUUCAGCAGUUAGAUUUAUAUGAUUUAUAUGAUAGUCAUCUAUUGGCAGUUCAUACCGGCGAAGCCCUUGUACAGUUAAUCAAGAGCGAUUCAUUUCAAUCGACCAUUAAACAUCCGUUACAUAAGCGAAAACUAUUGCUAGCUAUCGAGGUCUUUGUCCGAAACGAUUCACUACUAAAAAGCGCAAUCUGUCUAGACACAAAAUGGGCUUUGUCUUGGCUUGAUGACCUUGGGUUACCCCAGUACACCGAUGCCUUUCAGGAGGCUCAGGUAGACGGGCUGAUCUUAAAUAACAUGACGCUUGAAGACGCUGGCAUUCUAAAGAUAAAUUCGCAGUUAGGUCUUUUGAGUCUGAAAUGGGGUAUUUAUGUGUUGCGGUCAACGAAUUUCGAUCCUGGCUGCCUGAAGCGGCGGUCCGCUGAUACGAAAAGAAAGGAGACGAUAGAUGAGGUUUCUUUGUGGACAAAUCACAGACUAAUGGAAUGGCUUCGCGACAUUGAUCUAGCCGAGUAUGCGCCAAACCUUCGCGGAUCCGGUAUCCACGGGGCUCUGCUUGUAUACGAGGAUAGCUUGGGCGAAAAGCUACUGGCGGAGCUGCUAAAUAUUGCGCCAGCCAAGACGCUUCUACGGAAACAUUUGACGCAACAGCUAAAAAAUCUAUUAGGUGAUGCUAUUAUCCAGCGUAAACGUGCGGCCGAGGCGACUUCGACGGUUCCACUGUCCCCUUCCACGAAGAUUAAAUUCCCUAAAGGAACACUGGGACGCCGCUCGAAGAAGAAGUGCGAUCAGACGUUAGUUUGCCCAUAUGAUCUUGCAGGUUUUUUGCCAUCGAGCAGCGUUGACGCGAUGACAACCUCGAUGUCAACAGUAAUGACAUCAUCGACGCAUAGCAGCCUCUCGUCGAACUCAACACUGUGAGGAUAGAGCGUGUUGAACAGAUGACCGCAAGUGAACGCUGUUACGAGACAACACAAUGCUCGCAAUGCACAAUGCACAAUUUCGCCUAUCUUUAGUCACAUCUCGUAGAAAAUGUUGUGAGGUGUCUAAUCGCCUGUAAAAAUCUAUACGUGCACAUAUUACGCAGAUGUAUCGGAAAUUUAUGGCAACUAUAAUUAAAUGUGACAAAUAUCAAAAUUCAACAGAGAAAUGACACUACGUACGCAGAUGGCGCAUUUUUUUAGCUGGUAUCGCGCGGUACAUUUACUUACUUAUGAACAAAUAUACCUUGUGCUUACAUUGUAAAGCCAACGACUAUUUGACCAAGAGCAAUUUCCUGCGCCCAACUGCAAUUGUCAGUUCGGGGUAGUUCAAACAGGCAUAAACGAGCCUUAAUCAAAUGUAUUCUGAUAUUGUCCCUGAGAAUCGGGUGGCACAUGGAUGGAAAUGACGGAAGGUGAUGCAAUAAUCGGGAAACGAAUUGUGUAGAACGAAUCCAUGUAUUAAAUUUGUGCGAAAUGUGCAAACCGUUCGACUAAAUCAUUCUGUUUUCCAAGCUUCUUUAUUCGCUCACCCGUUGUUGGCGAAUUUUUUUCCCUAUUUUAGACUAGCAGCAAAGUUAUUCUAUACAACAAACUGGCACGUUGGCCUUAAACUUUCAAAAAAAGGAGCACACAGACUGACUAUGUAGAUAUACGCGAGAGUAUGUUUUGCCCUGUUCACACGGAAACAUACUGAAAAAGUAUAAAAAAGAAGAAUUAUUUCUACCUGAAUAUAUAUAUAUAUAUAUAUAUAUAUAUAUAUAUAUGUAACCAUCAUACUGAUUAAGUACAAUUAAGGAUAAUAAUAAUCACUAUUAUUAUCAUGAAGAAGCUAUACAGCGUGUCUAUAUACUGGAUAAACGGUAGCCAACGAUAAAGGAGAAUGCAGUUACGUUAAAUGACUGAUUGACCGAGUAAUUGUACUUGGCGAAAUAUUGUGAGCUGUAAAACGAGAAGGAAAAUCAAAAUAAGAAAGCCAAUAGAACAAUGGUUUUACACUGUUUAUCGUCUUAUUUGAAGUUAGACCUGUAACUGGAUAGAAACCAUGUCAUUCUCACGAAAGCUGUUAGUGUAUAAUCACAGAUGACUAAGACAUCGUUUUUGUGGGUAAACCAAUCAGGAACAUCUCUAUGAUGGAGAAUUUUUAAAACGACGAGAACAGUUAAAACAUAAAAUUUAGGAAAAAAAUAAUAAUUCAUAGCCAUAGUGUUGUUAAUACAUUUAAUGUGAUCUAUAGGUGAACACAAGUUAGAUAAAAAUAAAUAAGUAUCAACCGCUCAGAAGUUGAAAGUAUUCUCGUUUUUGUCUGUUCUAGUAUCUCUGUGUAUUUAGUUGAUUUGAGAAAGACAGUUUCACCUAAUUAUUGGAACUGGUUUUAAUGCAACUGAUUACGUAUAUCUAUUCACUCGAAAAUAUAGCUAAUUGUUAUCGAUGUGGCAUUGGGGACGUCAAUAGCAGUAUUCGCAAAACAGCUUCACCUGUUCAAAAGCCUC
Molecule: messenger RNA, 4191 nt
Organism: Varroa destructor (honeybee mite)
Lineage: Eukaryota; Metazoa; Arthropoda; Arachnida; Mesostigmata; Varroidae
Gene: Liprin-beta
Product: liprin-beta 1
Biological process (GO): neuromuscular junction development
Cellular component (GO): presynaptic active zone
Molecular function (GO): protein binding
Source: RefSeq, a predicted model, not a curated record